AUGCGUCUUUUCAGUUACACCAUACCCCUUGUCUUCUCGUGCCUGCUGCUCUUUCUGUGCCAGUCCUCCCAAGCCGCUAGUGUAGUGCAGAUUGGAGAUGACGGACUAGAUGGCGGCAACAGUAUUGGUACCUGGCUGCGGGGAAAUUUUUUGCAAUCUCAAUUCCAAGUCCCCUUCAAAGGAUGGUUUGACCGCGCUGGCAAUAUCUUCCAUUCACCCGAGCCCGACUUCUGGAAGGAUGCCACCGCCCUCGAAGGGAAGUUUAAGGAGUACGCUGACCGCCUAAUCAAACAAGCCAAGACCAGCUACAAGGAUGUCGCGCGUUCCUUCGAUGAUGUCAAUCAACGUGUACAAUAUAUUGUCGAAGCCAGUGCGGAGCUACGGAACAGCAUAGCGCUCAAGGCGAGAGCGCAGGACUUCACCUUCGAGCACUUCUCCGAAGAGCUUAGUAAGCAACUCGGAGGCGCGCUGGAAGAGCUGAGGGAGGAGUUCCCGCCGACGAACCAGGCGCCGGGCCACGAACGGCGACGCGAGAUGGUAGAGAGGGCGCUGGCGAAGGUCGAGGAGCGGAUGCUGGCGGUUGCGAGGAAGUUUGGGCUGGAUGAGGCUGAUGUACACAAGUUCUUUGCGGCUGCCGGGCCGCACAUCGUGGACGUCGUAACAACUACGGGUGAUAUCGUUCAGCAGCACCCCGUCCUUGUAACCACCGUUCUUUCCGCGGUGGUUGGGCUGAUCAUUCCGGAGAGUCUGAUCCUCCGCCCCAUAUUCAGUCUCUUCGGCUUUGGCCCAUAUGGGCCCGUCAAAGGCACUGCCGCAGCUGGGAUCCAGCGCUGGCUCUAUGGUGCGGCCGUUCCAGCUGGCAGCUGGUUCUCGAUUCUGCAGCGAGUUGGAAUGUAUGCGAGACAAGGGCCUCGUCCCAGACUGCCGUGGUACAGCAGGAAGAACAAGCUCUCGAUGGCCAAGGUGGAGUCUUCAAGCACUGUCGAUGUGCCUGUCGUCUCUGGGCCAAAACGCGACGGAGUUGAGGAUCGUGGAUGGAUUGACGACGUGGGGUCAUUCUUUUCCGACGUAGUCCCAAAAGUCAUCUGGGGAAAAGUGACUGCCGUCAGCGGCGACGUCGGAGAUUUCUCCAAAAACAAACUUCAAGAUAUGGAGAUGCAGUUCAAAGAUGUCUCGCACCAUGUAGCGGAACUGCAAGAACGAAUGCAGCACGUCCUUGCCGCCAGUCAGAGGCUGCGAGGUGAGGUCUCGGCGAGGGCAACGCAACAUGGUUUCACGAUCGAGGAUUUCUCUCAAGAGUUAGAAGGUCAUUGGGUCACUGCGACAGAGGAGUUGAAGGGGAUGUUCGACCCGCUGGACGAGGCACCUAGCCAUGACGAUCGUCUGAAGCUUGCCGAGAGUGUCUUCGACAAGGCCGGAGCGGGCUUGGUUGUAGUCGGAGCCAAGUUCGGAAUCGCGGAGUCUGAGACAGGAGCGUUUUGUGAUGCUGCGCGACCGCAUGUUGUGCAUAUCGUGACGGUCAUAGGAGAUGUCCUAGAACAGCACCCGAUCCUCUUGGAGGUACUUUUACCGUUGGUACUGGGCUGGAUUAUUGGAGAGGUGUGGAUUUUGGGCUCUCUGCUAAGGCUCUUUGGCUUCGGUCCGGCAGGUCCUGUCAAAGGGGGUGUUGCGGCUUGGAUCCAGAGAGCACUCUUUAGGGGCACUGUCCCAGCUGGAGGCUGGUUUGCUUCUUUACAAAGGGCGGGGAUGAAAGGUGUUGGGAAAGUCGGGUCCACCGACUUACGGACACAGUUGACGACGCAUGACUUUGCCGCUGCGCGUUUGGAGGGUUCUGGAGCGAUGGAUUCGGGUGUACUUGACCAAGGCACGUGCUUCGUUAGGAGUUCUGUUCGCGCUUCUGCGACGUCUAUUCCAAUUGGGAGCGCGUCGUCUCUUCUCGCGCUGCGAAAGAGACACGCAUCAGUCCAGUCGACCUACGACGAGGACAUUCUUCGCGGCCUCCCAUACCUGCCAGAUGGUGCACAGACCAACAGCCCUCAGCAACUAUCGCCUGUGCUCCAUCCGGUUACGCGUAUCACGACACCUCCCCCCAUCGACCGCCUCGACGCCACUCCCCUCUCGCGAGCACUUGGUUUUGAUGUCGGCCAUUCGUCUCGAGGCCCUGCCAGCGAUCCCGGUCCACAUGCCAUCUCAAGUCAGGCAACCGACCCUGGUCAUAGCACGGGUGUUUGCGAUAUGCAUUGGUCCGCGCAUGAAACCCUUGGUCUAGUACUGAAGUCGGAUCGUCCGGCCGACUGGAAGAACCCUUCGGUCCAGUCUACGCAGCCGACGGACAAGUUCACGGUUAAAAUCAAGUCUCUUUUCCCUACCUAUGCGAUGGACAUCAAUCGGUAUAGUCGCCAGCCUACAGAAGACGAAGAGAAGCUGCCGGUAGAUCCCAUCGAACGUGAAUCUAUGUACAUUAUGGCUCCUCUCACCACGAACUAUGACGACAACCAUGGUGAAUGCAUCGCUGCGGGUCUCGCAGGUUGGAAACGGGUAGUGCACCCCGAAGGAGCGUUGUACUGGUUUCAUGAGAAGCAGAGGGUUUUCACCGAUGCCCCCAUGGCGAAUCCAGCUUUUCGAGAGGCUGCUACACAAAGCAUCGCCCAACUUGGGGAGAUGGUCAGCGUCGGCCAGUAUCAUGUUCCCGAAGAUGCCGAGCUCGUGUUGGAGCUGCACAAACAGCGUUCAAAGGCAGACAAUGGUGUGUCAGGAAGGCAUAGCAGCCGGAAGAAGCCCACGUAUCGAUUCAGUGUUGGUUAUUACUUUGUCACGCACAAAACUCGGCGCAUAUUCUGGCUCGAGGAGUACAAUAUAACGUCCCUGUUCGAGAACCUGAAAGGAGUCACGAACAAGGGCCAUAUGGGUCUUGCUGUAGAACAACAGUACUGGCAGCACUGCGAGUUCUUCCCCUAUGCCAGGCCUGUUCGUCAGAACAUCAUCGACGAGCUGAGCGAGAUCGUCUUCCACUACAUGUCAGAGAUGAUCACAUCUGAUACGUCGUUGACGCCGUUCAAUGAAGAUGAACUGUCUAAGGUUAAGGAGGUCGUCGAUCAUGCGCAACAAGUCGAAGGCAAGCCAUUUGAUCAUACGAUAUGUAUAAUUGCACGGCUCAUGCGCACCUUGAUACGGAACCGUUUCUUCCACUUCCACGGUCAAACUGUCGCUCGUCUCAACUCCGAUCAGCCUCUGUUCACGGACGAGGGAAAGAAAGCCGAGAUGUCGAGGUUCACGCGCAUAUUCAUGCUUCUCUUGUUUAACGCGCCAAACCCGCAUCUCAAGCGGCUGCGCUCCGUUUGGAUCGACAAGGUUGUGAAUCAAGUCCCGUGGAAGAAGUUCGUCGACGAGCUGAACACCGAGUGGAAGGGCUAUACUCUCUACUCUACGGUUCUCCUUACAGUCAAUCUGUCUCUAUUAGCACUAUUCAACGUCAUGCCUCAAACAAGCUUUUCCGACAAUGGCGGGACGUACCAACAGACGGUAGCUGAGAUUAUGAGCUACGUGUCGACGGCAUGGUCUGUCGGUUCGGUCGUGACUUCUCUGAUCCUCGUGCGGCAAAAUGAGACGAAUUCGCGUCAAUCAAUUGACGAAGCUGUGCAAUUCCUGAACACCGUAUCGACCAACAAGCAUGGUAUUGAGAUGCUCGCGAUCAUCUAUAGUCUGCCGUUCGGGUUUCUCUUAUGGGGACUGCUGUUUUUCUCCAUGGCAUUCCUUGCACUUGCCUUCCAGCACACGCUCACAGCGACACGUGUCGGUGUGGCAGUGGCGAGCUUGAUCACGUUGGCUCUCGUUAUCUGGCCGGUUGUCGUCGCGAAGGAGUUCCUUACCAAGAAGUUCUGGACAGAGUUGAGGAAGGAAUUUGCGACAGCGUGGCAGGAGAAGGAUGUCGUACAGUUCUUGGACAUAUUUGGUCUCCCAGUGUCUGAGGAAAAACGGGCACAGUCUAGAAAACAGCGCAAGUUGGGAAGGAAUUCGCCGAGCAGAUCGACCACCAGGACGGAUACGUGCAUGACUGCAGAUGACGCUACGACGCUACAGUUGAGAAGACCGACGGCUCAUGGGGUGCCGGCGGUUACGGGAGAGGAACCAGAGGCGCCAUCACCCCAGAAUCCAGAAAUUUUGGCACGCGUCGGGUUAACGUCUACUGCGUUGGUCCUUGGCAACACUGAAGGCCCAAUAGCAUCAUAUCAAUCGAUGAACAUUGGAUCGAACGCUGCCGCAGGGACGACACCAGCAUCUGCACGCGGUGGAGCAAGCUCCCCCGCAGACCCGCCAGCGAGGCAGCAGUCGGUGCUAAAGAGGGCGUCUACAGUGAUCGGGGAGAGGGUGGAGGAUUGGCGCACGAGACGCGAGAGAAAAAUGAGUAAGAAGCAUGGGCCGAAGCGAUCUCGCUCGCGGACGCAUGUGCCGUCAGGGGACGCGAUGGGGCUUGGUAGCAUGAGUGUUCGCGAACAGGCGGAUGCACCAUACGUGGGUGGACCUGGCGCCGAAACGAACGUCUGA
Coniophora puteana RWD-64-598 SS2 is the source of this 4545-nucleotide messenger RNA. RefSeq lists its product as uncharacterized. Lineage: Eukaryota; Fungi; Basidiomycota; Agaricomycetes; Boletales; Coniophoraceae. Bases 1 to 4545 code for a protein of 1514 amino acids. Gene Ontology annotation, cellular component: membrane. The record is from RefSeq and is a predicted model, not a curated record. The transcript has 26 exons.